Entrophospora candida is the source of this 305-nucleotide messenger RNA. Lineage: Eukaryota; Fungi; Glomeromycota; Glomeromycetes; Entrophosporales; Entrophosporaceae. The record is from the annotation of a GenBank genome assembly.
AUGAAUGAUAAGAUUAAAGGGAAACAAAUUAGUCAUACUAGCACUGAUAGCAUAACAAACUUGGUGAAUUAUAUAUCUCCUCCACCUCCUAGUAGUUUUUCUUCUCCUACUUUUAAUUUGCCUAAUUCUUCUCCUGGUAGUUCACAACCUCCUCCUUUUAGUGAUCCUCAUUCUCCAUCUCCUGCAAAACCACCUGUUCUUUUUGCUUCUCCUCCUUCUAAUUCACCAUCUUAUAAUCCAACUUAUAAGAUUUUUUACAAUGAAAAAACUAUGACAAUCAAACUAUCCAUACCUGGGAAUCAAAA